AUGGUGAAAAUUCACAUGACUCUGUGUCUCCUCCUCCUGCUAUUCAGCUCCGCAGUUCUAUCUACCUAUGCCCGGCCGAUCAAGCAGCGCGGAGGCGCCGGGUGCAUGAAGCCAGGGGCGUGCAUCCGGGAGCAAGCCAAGAGAGAAAUAGACGGCCACCAAGGAUCGAGCCGCGGAUUCCUCGAUCUCAGCUCCCUAGGAUACGUCAAGGAAUCUGGUCCGAGCCCUGGAGAUGGUCACUAA
Molecule: messenger RNA, 243 nt
Organism: Spirodela intermedia
Lineage: Eukaryota; Viridiplantae; Streptophyta; Magnoliopsida; Alismatales; Araceae
Source: the annotation of a GenBank genome assembly